Molecule: messenger RNA, 671 nt
Organism: Cuculus canorus (common cuckoo)
Lineage: Eukaryota; Metazoa; Chordata; Aves; Cuculiformes; Cuculidae
Product: protein diaphanous homolog 1-like
Exons: 2
Coding region: 105-671 (188 amino acids)
Source: RefSeq, a predicted model, not a curated record
AAGGGGAAGAAGAGGGGCGCGGGGGGGGGUCUCUAAAAUUGGGGGUCCCCCCCCGGCGUAAAGCCCCCCCCCGGCGGCGCCUUCGGGCGCUUUGGGCGCUUCGGAUGUUGCUUUUUGGCAAAGGAGGGGUUUGGGCUUUUCCAUGGAAAAGGGGGGGUCGGAAAAAGGGGGGGUCCCGACGCCGCCCCCUCCCGCCGCCAUCGCUCUCUCCCGACGAAGACGCCGUCGUGACGCCCACUCCGGCUCCGAUAUUUGGGGGGGGAACCCCUCACCAUCCCCUUCAUCCUCAUGCGGAGGAAUUGGGGGUCACCCCCACCCCCCCAGCGCUGGCGCUGCCCCCCCCGCCGCCGGCACCCCUCGUCACCCCCCCACACUUCGGGGAGAUGGAAUUUGGGGGGGACCCCGGGAUAGGGGGGGGCUUAGGGGGACCCCCCGGCCUUGGGGGGGAAGAAGGCCCCCUCCCCAAUGGCUUCGGCGUGGGGGGCCCCCCCAGUCCCCCCAGCGGCGGCGCCGCCCCCAUCCUGAUCAGCAACGUCUGCAGCGUCGCCGCGGGGGGCGGCGAGGAGGGGGACCCCGAGCCUGACCCCCCAAUCCGGGGGGGCCCCCAGAACAGCCCCCCCCUGCGAGAGGAGCACGUGACCUGCAUCCAGAGUGAGCGCGGGCGUCAGUAG